GCAGCAGAGAAGGUGGGCGGGAGAAAACUUUAUAGGAAGGUGGAGGCAAACUCUGCAGAGGGAAGCAGCGAGCGGCGGAGCGGAGCGGAGAGGAGGGGCGGGCGGUCCCCCCCGCAGGCGCAGGGCGCAGGGCGCGGGCUGGCUGAGGAGGGGGCCCGGGCGUGAGGCGGAGUCCCGGCGUGCGGCCAGGCUGGUGGGGGCCCCCGGCGGGCUGCAGAUUUCCUUGGGCUCCAGGAGCCGCAGCAGGACCGGCCAGGAGGCGCCAUGGAGGGGAGCCCCAUCCCGGUGCUGACGGUGCCCACCGCGCCCUACGAGGACCAGCGGCCGGCCGGCGGUGGGGGGCUGCGGCGGCCCACUGGCCUCUUCGAGGGCCAGCGCAACUACCUGCCCAACUUCAUCCAGAGCGUGCUGUCGUCCAUCGACCUGCGCGACCGCCAGGGCUGCACCAUGGUGGUGGGCAGCGACGGCAGGUACUUUAGCAAGACGGCCACCGAGAUCGUGGUGCAGAUGGCUGCAGCCAACGGGAUUGGACGACUGAUUAUUGGACAGAAUGGCAUCUUGUCGACACCUGCGGUCUCCUGCAUUAUCAGGAAGAUCAAGGCAGCUGGUGGAAUCAUCCUAACAGCCAGCCACUGCCCUGGAGGACCAGGGGGAGAGUUUGGAGUGAAGUUUAAUGUUGCCAAUGGAGGUCCUGCACCAGAUGUUGUCUCAGACAAAAUCUACCAGAUCAGCAAAACAAUUGAGGAGUAUGCUAUAUGUCCUGAUCUCCGAAUUGACCUAUCUCGACUAGGAAGACAAGAAUUUGACCUAGAGAAUAAAUUCAAACCAUUCCGAGUGGAGAUAGUGGACCCAGUGGAUAUCUAUCUCAACCUCCUUCGGACUGUCUUUGAUUUUCAUGCCAUCAAGAGUUUGCUGACUGGGCCCAGCCAAUUGAAGAUUCGAGUUGAUGCGAUGCAUGGAGUUAUGGGACCUUAUGUGAGAAAAGUUCUGUGUGAUGAGCUGGGGGCCCCAGCCAAUUCUGCAAUAAACUGUGUUCCUCUGGAAGACUUUGGAGGGCAGCAUCCUGACCCAAACCUGACAUAUGCAACGACUCUUCUGGAAGCCAUGAAAGGAGGAGAAUAUGGAUUUGGAGCUGCAUUUGAUGCUGAUGGGGACCGUUAUAUGAUCCUAGGCCAAAAUGGCUUCUUUGUGAGCCCUUCUGACUCCCUGGCCAUCAUUGCUGCCAACCUUUCUUGCAUUCCGUAUUUCCGUCAGAUGGGGAUCCGUGGAUUUGGGAGGAGUAUGCCAACCAGCACAGCCCUGGACAGAGUGGCCAAAUCAAUGAAGGUUCCUGUAUAUGAGACCCCAGCUGGAUGGAGAUUCUUCUCAAAUCUGAUGGACUCAGGACGGUGCAAUCUGUGUGGGGAAGAGAGCUUUGGCACUGGCUCUGACCACCUCCGAGAGAAGGAUGGCCUGUGGGCUGUCUUGGUCUGGCUCUCCAUUAUUGCUGCCCGGAAGCAGAGUGUGGAGGAAAUUGUCCGAGAUCAUUGGGCCAAAUUUGGCCGCCACUACUAUUGCAGGUUUGACUAUGAGGGGUUGGAUCCCAAGGCGACAUAUUAUAUCAUGAGGGACCUGGAGGCCCUGGUCACAGACAAAUCCUUCAUUGGCCAGCAGUUUGCUGUGGGGAGCCAUGUCUACAGUGUGGCGAAGACGGAUAGCUUUGAGUACGUGGACCCUGUGGAUGGCACUGUGACCAAGAAACAGGGCCUGAGGAUCAUUUUCUCGGACGCGUCACGGCUCAUCUUCCGGCUCAGUUCCUCCAGUGGUGUGCGGGCCACCCUCAGACUGUACGCAGAGAGCUAUGAGAGGGACCCCAGCGGCCACGACCAGGAGCCACAGAUAUUGAAAUCUGGACUCAUACUCUGCCAUUACUACAUAUUGUUUUCCCUGGAGCUGAGAACACUCCUGGGAUGGUUGGUCAUCUGACGGCGUGUAAAAAACUACCUUGGUUGGGAAUCUGGUAGAGUCUCCCAGGGCCUAGUGUCUAUCAUAGACCAGGGCUUUUUAGAGUUUUGAUGACAAUAAGACUUUUUCCUGGCCAACCAUUGUGAUCUGACCUUCUUUCAAGGUACUGAGUAUGUGAACCGUUGUGUAUCCAUACUAUACACACUCUAGGACUUGUGGGAAACUAUGGACUGCCACUUUAAACCAUUCACGUUAAUCCCACAGACACAACCAAUCUAAAAUCUCCAUUUAUGGCAAUAUAUACAAACAAGGCCCUUCAUUCCAAAUCUUGCAAGAGUGUCUUGCCAUUGCCAGCUUAUCCCAAGAACUAGUGGUCUUAAGAACAGAACAUUGAAGAGCCAAAAAGCAUGCCUUGAUCCUGACUUCGGGUCAAGUUUGGAUUAUAGUUUAGAAAGCCUGGACCCUAAAAAAAAUUGUAUUUCUCCCGCCUACUUUAUAUAUGUACUUAAAAAAAAAAGCUCUA
Messenger RNA from Sapajus apella (tufted capuchin), 2467 nucleotides. RefSeq names its product phosphoglucomutase 5 (gene PGM5). Gene Ontology annotation, biological process: carbohydrate metabolic process; myofibril assembly; striated muscle tissue development. The coding region runs from base 265 to 1965 and encodes 566 amino acids. Gene Ontology annotation, molecular function: magnesium ion binding; phosphoglucomutase activity. The record is from RefSeq and is a predicted model, not a curated record. NCBI's taxonomy places the organism in Eukaryota, Metazoa, Chordata, Mammalia, Primates, Cebidae. The transcript has 11 exons. Gene Ontology annotation, cellular component: cytosol; adherens junction; sarcolemma.